Molecule: messenger RNA, 2040 nt
Organism: Pichia kudriavzevii
Lineage: Eukaryota; Fungi; Ascomycota; Pichiomycetes; Pichiales; Pichiaceae
Exons: 1
Coding region: 1-2040 (679 amino acids)
Source: RefSeq, a predicted model, not a curated record
AUGGAAGAUCACCGGAAAAGGUAUUAUGAUCUAAUAGAUCAUUCUGUUAGCGUUGUGGUGAAUUGCGAAAAUGACCCUCAAAGGUUUGAUAAACAUGUUAGUCAAUUAAAUGCUGUCGUCUCGACAUAUGGACUUAAACUUGAACAGUUCAACUUGUUGCUGGAUCAAAUACUUGACCCAUAUUCAGGGUUUAAAGUAGGAAUGAAACUCAAGCUAGUUGGUCUUUUGUAUUCCCGUGAUCUUCUGGAUUUUGACACUUUAAUCAAGAUAGUGUCAGUAUUCAAAGUUCCCAGUUACUACAAUGACAAAUCUAAAGUUAAGCUAGUGCCGAGAAAUAUACAACUGAAACUAUCGGUACUACUACUCAGAAACUUUCCUAACAUUCAAUGGGACAAAAAGAUCCUAAGACUUGCGAAUCUGCUUUUCAACGCACUAUCCAUUGGUUAUUUAAGAAUGAAUAUAGGGUUGUUUCUUGUGUACAUGCUCAAUAUUGCAAACGAAAUUGAUCCCAAAUUCAAUUUGAAAUACUUUUUCAGUAUCAAGAAACUUGAAAUUUUGAUUGAAUUUUAUGAAAUAGACUCGAAAAGCAGUCUACCGCUACUGUUACAAGCAUAUAAUUUUUUGGGGUCAGCUGCAAGGGCGGGUAUAUUUGAUAUGAUAUUUUUAAAACUUAAGGCUUUACUAAAAGAUUUGAAGAUACCAAAAGAUGUGUUUGGAAAACUCGACGCACAGUACACAGAAUCUUUAUUAAAGAUAACCAAUGACCGAUUUUCUCUGACCCGAAAUAUAGACACGUUCAAGAGUAUGUUAAUAAAUAUUAACAUAGCAAGUAUGUUGCAUUCAGUGACAAACACUAAAAAAAGAAAAUAUACCGAAGAUAUUACUGAUAAUGGCAUAAUACAACUGGCCAGUUUCAAAUUUAUAGACAUGUUCUGCCAAUCAAUUCCGUAUUCAUUCCCGCCUAACAUUAUAGUGGUCUUGCAGUAUUUUUCAAACUUGGAGUUUUCAGAUUAUGGUAAUAUUAUGUCGGAGAAUUUUAACACAACACAAUUGGGGGCUGCAUUUCCCAUUUAUGAGCCACUACUCACGUGUUUAAAAGAACAGGACAUUUUGUUUUUGAACUAUAGCGUUCGUAAACUAUUGGAUGUAAAGCAAGACAGAUUUACCUUAACUGAUGAUAUGUUCUGGCUUUUCAGAAGUAUAAACAACAUUUCACAAAUUUUUAAUGAACCAUUUCCUUUGAUGGUUGAUAUAUGUGCUGGAAAACUUGUAGCUGACUACAAAGGUACUCUGGAUCAAAAACUCAAAAUCUUACAACUCCACAGCCACCUUCAAUUUCUAGAACCCAACUGUUCAAAAUGGAGUAAAGUUCUUACAGAUGUUAUAGAUAUGACCUUCAGACAUAACAAUACAAGAAACAUGACAGCUUUAACAUUCCUAGCUUUUAAAUGGUCUAAAGACCCGCUAGAAUUCAAUAGAUUCAUCAGACUCAUCAUUAGAAAAUUCAGAUUUCGCAAUUUCUCCUUAUUGAAGGGAUUUCUCGUUCUGUUGACUUCAUUCCAGAAACUACUGCACAAAGAUAUUGAUGCACAAAGCUUAGUACUUCCUCCACAUAUUAUGGCCAUGGCAUUUUUUUCCAACGACUUGUUCCAACUGAAUAUACUAUUGCAUCACGUUUUGUUCUGCAAAGUCUACUACGCAACCCAUGGAAUUGAACAAAUAGACAAAACUAAUUCUAAAGCUCUUAGAGAGCUAAAAGAAUUGCAUAAUUCGUAUAUUGUUCAUAUCUGCCAGUGUUUAUGGAAAGAUAAGGUAUACGACCGAGAGAUAUUUUCUAUCCCAUUGGAGUUUAUUGCUAAAUUACCGACCAAAAAACCAUUUGACCUUAUAGGAAUGGACUGUAUAAAAGCAUCGGUUGGUGAUGUCUUUGGAGAUACUGAUCGAGAUACCCGAAUUAAUGUACUAAAUAAACUCAAAGAUUUAGGAUGCAACGGAAUUUACGAUUUUCUAUACAAUUCAAUUAGAUCUUUACAGACAUAG